GCCGGCGUUACCGUGGGGCUCACGGUCGUGCCGCAGGCGCUGGCGUACGCCGAGGUGGCCGGGCUGCCCGUGCAGUACGGCCUCUACUCUUCCUUCGUGGGCUGCUUUGUGUACUGCCUUCUGGGCACCGCCAAGGAUGUGACGCUGGGCCCCACUGCCAUCAUGUCCCUGCUUGUCUCGUCCUACACCUUCCAUGACCCUGCCUAUGCUGUGCUGCUCACCUUCCUAUCUGGUUGCAUUCAGCUGACCAUGGGGCUCCUGCACCUCGGUUUCCUCCUGGACUUUGUUUCCUGCCCAGUCAUUAAGGGCUUUACAUCGGCUGCUUCCAUAACCAUUAGCUUCAACCAGGUCAAGAACAUCCUGGGGCUGCAGGGGAUCCCUCGGCAGUUUUUCCUGCAGGUGUAUGAAACGCUGAGGAGGAUCGGGGAGACCAGGGUUGGGGAUGCCAUUCUGGGGCUGUCCUGCCUGGCUGCGCUCGUUGGGCUGCGGGCCAUGAAGAGCCGCCUGCACCCCACUGCCAGCACGGAGCCACUGCCUACCAGGGCCAGCAUCCUGCUCAUCCAGAGCUGUGCCACCGCACGCAAUGCCCUGGUGGUGCUGGCUGCUGGCUUGGUGGCAUACUCCUUCCAGGUGAGUGGCUCCCAACCGCUGACACUCACCGGCAGUGUUCCCCGUGGGCUCCCCCCGUUCUGUCCACCACCCUUCUCCACGGCUGUUCCCAAUGGCACUGUGCCCUUUGGCAGGAUGGUGCAGGACAUGGGGGCUGGGCUGGCCGUGGUCCCCCUGGUGGGUGUGCUGGAGACCGUCGCCAUUGCCAAAGCUUUUGCUUCAAAGAAUGAUUACAGGAUUGAUGCCAACCAGGAGCUGCUGGCCAUGGGCACUGCCAACAUCCUGGGCUCCUUCUUCUCCUCGUAUCCCAUCACAGGAAGCUUUGGCCGGACAGCAGUGAAUGCACAGACGGGGGUCUGCACCCCCAUGGGGGGGCUCGUCACAGGCACCCUGGUGCUGCUGUCCCUGGCCUACCUCACCUCGCUCUUCUGCUACAUCCCCAAAGCGGCGCUGGCGGCCGUCAUCAUCUCUGCUGUGGUCCCCAUGUUUGAUGCCAGGAUCUUCAGGACGCUCUGGAGGGUUAAGAGGCUGGACCUCGUCCCCCUCUGUGUGACAUUCCUGCUCUGCUUCUGGGAGGUGCAGUAUGGCAUCAUGGCUGGCGUGCUGGUCUCAGGCAUCCUCCUGCUCUACUCUGUGGCCAGGCCCCCGAUCAAGGUGUUGGAGCAAGGUGUGCUGCUCGUGCAGCCGGGGAGCAGCCUGCACUUCCCUGCUGCUGACCACCUCCGGGACAUCAUCCGUGACCGAGCGCUGGCAGCAUCCCCACCGUGCUCUGUCAUCCUGGAUUGCCACCACGUCAGCAGCAUUGACUACACAGCAGUGGUAGGGCUGGCUGAGUUGCUGCAGGACCUGCACAAGCACGGCAUCUCGCUGGUGUUCUGCAGCCUGCAGGACCCAGUUCUCCGAGCCCUGCUGGCCGCAGACUUGGAGGGAUUCCAACAUUUUCCCAGCUGGGAGGAAGCAGCACGCUGUAGCGAAGCGGAGCUGGGGGUCAGCAGGACAGCUUGCAUUGACAGCACCGGUGAGAGCUCACUGCUGCCUGCAGGGCUUAUCCAGUGAGGCAGAGCAGCGGUGUGGGGCUCGCUCUGUGCCUCAAGAGCUGCUCCCAACAGCCCCAAAGGCUGCACAUCCAGUGCCUGCAAGGGCAGGCAGUGCUUGGGGGAGAGACGUGGGGACAGAGCAGAGACCCGAUGGAUUCCUCCGUGCCUCUGGGAUAAAGUAACCCCUUGGGUUGGCCCCAUCCUGGAAGCAACCGCCUUUUAAAAUCAGAUGUUUUAUUUCUGGAGGCUUUUCUUACUUCGAUACACUUCAGAGAACUGUAAAAUCUUUGAUGCACAUUUCAAGGACAUCGGAGCUGACCUGCAGCUCAAGGCCGCGCUGCAGCUCACACUGCCUGGAAAUUAAAGCCUCUGUUAUAUGCUCCUUA
This is a messenger RNA of Meleagris gallopavo (turkey), 2032 nucleotides long. The record is from RefSeq and is a predicted model, not a curated record. Lineage: Eukaryota; Metazoa; Chordata; Aves; Galliformes; Phasianidae.